CGCCUGCGCGGGGCGAUGGACGCCCCCGGGGCCCUGGCCCCGGCCAGGAAGGAGCUGAAGAUCGUGAUCGUGGGCGACGGGGGCUGCGGCAAGACCUCGCUGCUCAUGGUGUACAGCCAGGGCGCGUUCCCCGAGCACUACGCCCCGUCCGUGUUUGAGAAGUACACGGCCAGCGUGAUGGUGGGCAGCAAGGAGGUGACUCUGAACCUCUACGACACGGCGGGACAGGAAGACUAUGACCGGCUGCGGCCCCUGUCCUACCAGAACACCCACCUUGUGCUCAUCUGCUACGACGUCAUGAACCCCACCAGUUACGACAACGUCAUUGUCAAGUGGUUCCCUGAGGUCACGCAUUUCUGCCCUGGCAUACCCAUGGUGCUCAUCGGCUGCAAGACAGACCUGAGGAAGGACAAGGAGCACCUGCGGAAGCUAAGGUCCGCACAGCUGGAGCCCAUCACCUACACACAGGGCCAGAGCGCCUGCGAGCAGAUCCGGGCUGCACUGUACCUGGAGUGUUCCGCCAAGUUCCGGGAGAACGUGGAGGCCGUCUUCCGAGAGGCCGCCAGGAUCGCCCUCAAGGCCCUGAAGAAGGCCCGGGGGCGGAAGCACCAGCUUUGCGUGCUGCUGUGA
Elephantulus edwardii (Cape elephant shrew) is the source of this 630-nucleotide messenger RNA. It is a transcript of the gene RHOF, whose product is annotated as ras homolog family member F (in filopodia). The record is from RefSeq and is a predicted model, not a curated record. Lineage: Eukaryota; Metazoa; Chordata; Mammalia; Macroscelidea; Macroscelididae. Gene Ontology annotation, molecular function: GTPase activity; GTP binding. Gene Ontology annotation, biological process: cell migration; small GTPase-mediated signal transduction. The coding region runs from base 16 to 630 and encodes 204 amino acids. The transcript is spliced from 5 exons.